Molecule: messenger RNA, 2329 nt
Organism: Cuscuta campestris
Lineage: Eukaryota; Viridiplantae; Streptophyta; Magnoliopsida; Solanales; Convolvulaceae
Source: the annotation of a GenBank genome assembly
UUUUAAAAAUAAAAAUAAAAAUAUUUUAUUUUGAUAUUAUCUACUCUGAAUAUAUUUUUACUCUUAUUUAAGAUGAAUUUUUUAAAAUAAAAUCGUCCAAACUUCAUCACAAACCAAAAACAAAAGAAAAAACAGAGGGAGUGGAAAAGUUACGAGCUCUCCGUACAUCGGAGUAGGGACAAAACUAUUUUGAUAAAUACUCUUUCCGGCUAAAAUUAUAUUUUGUUCACUAUUUACACCGUGGUUUGAUAUUCCGAGCACGCGUUUCCUCCUCUCUCCACCUUCUCCCGCCGCCCUUCUGCCAAGAAACCCGUCCGUAUCCCACUCAGCCGGUAAUAAACAAUUUCUGCACGCAACAAUACCGAAAUAACGAUAUUCCGCGAUGCCGGAAGGCGAGCGGCCGAGGCAGAGUAGAGCUUCGACGGGCAGAGAAACGGCCAGAGAAACGCGCGUGUCGUUGAAGUUACUGUUCCGAGUCGCCUCGAUCGCCGGCGGGAUACAAUUCGGGUGGGCUUUACAGCUAUCUCUGCUCACGCCAUACGUCCAGGAGCUCGGAAUCCCUCACGCUUGGGCCAGCAUCAUCUGGCUUUGCGGCCCGCUUUCCGGCCUGUUCGUUCAGCCGCUGGUCGGACUCGUCAGCGACCGAUGCACGAGCCGGUUCGGACGCCGCCGCCCGUUCAUCCUCGGCGGGGCAAUCUCCAUCAUGAUCUCCGUGCUCAUAAUCGGUUUCUCCGCCGAUAUAGGCUGGCUCUUCGGCGAUCGAGGCAAGGUUAAGGUACGCGCCAUCGCCGCCUUCGUGGUAGGGUUUUGGAUUCUCGAUGUUGCCAAUAACGUGACUCAAGGCCCUUGCAGAGCGCUCCUCGCCGAUCUUACCAAGAAGGAUCAUCGAAGGACUCGCGUGGCAAAUGCAUACUUCUCAUUGUUUAUGGCUGCUGGCAACAUACUUGGUUAUGCAACUGGAUCUUUCAGUGGCUGGUAUAAGAUAUUUCCUUUCACCCUAAGUGAUGCUUGCGCCAUCAACUGUGCAAACCUUAAGACUGCUUUCCUUCUUGACAUCAUUUUCAUUGCAAUUGCGACAUUCAUAAGCUUAUCAGCAGUCAAAGAGCAGCCUCUGGAUACCCAUUGUGGCUCUGUUCAAACCGGUGAAGAUAGUGAACAAAUCACCCAUGGCCAGGAAGAAGCUUUUCUCUGGGAACUUUUUGGGACAUUUAAAUACUUUCCUGCUACUGUGUGGGUUAUUCUGCUUGUCACUACUCUGACUUGGAUUGCCUGGUUCCCAUUUACCCUAUUUGAUACUGAUUGGGUGGGCCGUGAAAUAUAUGGGGGUGAGCCAAAUGGAACAAAUUAUAGUAAUGGAGUUAGAAUGGGUACACUGGGUCUAAUGCUGAAUUCUGUGGUGCUGGGAAUAACUUCAGUGUUUAUGGAAAAGCUUUGUGGAAAAUGGGGUGCUGGUUUUGCAUGGGGAGUAUCUAACAUUGUCUUGUCUCUGUGCUUCAUAGCAAUGCUUGUAAUCACUGCCAUCAGAAACCACAUGGAUAUUGGCAGUAAUGAUCCUCCUCCAAAUGGCAUUGUUAUUGCUGUGAUGAUAGUAUUCACUAUUCUUGGUGUGCCUCUAUCUAUAACUUACAGUGUUCCAUAUGCAUUGAUAUCUUCGCACAUUGAGAACUUGGGGCUUGGCCAAGGACUAUCAAUGGGGGUACUAAAUCUGGCAAUUGUUGUACCUCAGAUAUUGGUUUCCGUUGGUAGUGGACCCUGGGAUGAGCUGUUUGGUGGAGGCAAUUCACCUGCCUUUUUUGUGGCAGCACUCUCUGCAUUUGCCGCUGGACUUGUGGCCAUCUUGGCUAUUCCUCGAACCAGAGUCCAUAAGCAGAGGAUUCUUCCUUGAGGUGCUAGUGAAAUUAAAAGGCAAACGUACUCAGUUUCAAAAGGUCUUUACACGUGAGUGUGGCUGCAUAAUCUUCCCCCAAGUCAUUAGGGUGCUGGGCUGGCUUAUGCGAGUGGAGUCGUAUCCCGUUGCUCAAUCAAAGAGCUGAAAGGAUCAUGCGUUUACGGUUGAGGGGCCGACAAGAAUGCCGACAUUUUUCAAAAUGUCACUGGAUCUGAACCAAUAAUCGGACCCGGCCGGCCACUACUACAAUCACCCGGCCCACAUUCAUCACAUGCGUUUGCCCUCGCCCCCUCUUUUUUUUUUCUCUCUUCCUUUUCAACCCAAAAGUACGAGUGUCACUUUUUAGAAGACACACGGACACUCCCUUUACCCCCGUGAUUAACCCCUUGUUUAAAUGAGGUAAAGUAAGAGUGGGAAGAAAAUUAAAGGGUUGGGGGGAUA